This is a messenger RNA of Archocentrus centrarchus (flier cichlid), 2279 nucleotides long. It is a transcript of the gene fdft1, whose product is annotated as farnesyl-diphosphate farnesyltransferase 1. The record is from RefSeq and is a predicted model, not a curated record. Gene Ontology annotation, cellular component: endoplasmic reticulum membrane. Gene Ontology annotation, biological process: cholesterol biosynthetic process; farnesyl diphosphate metabolic process. Bases 1 to 1374 code for a protein of 457 amino acids. Gene Ontology annotation, molecular function: squalene synthase [NAD(P)H] activity. Lineage: Eukaryota; Metazoa; Chordata; Actinopteri; Cichliformes; Cichlidae. The transcript is spliced from 7 exons.
AUGGCCGGAGCCUGCUGCAAGUGCCCGCUCUCUCUGUCCGUGUUCAAGCGCUCUCUCUCGGUGGCGCCGCGGGGCUGCGGGUCCGCGCCACGCUUUCUCCUGCCGGGGUGUAGGCUCGGGGAGAGGGGCCUGCAGGAGGCCGCCCGACCCUCCAGCGCCCUCAGAUCUGCAGGCUUCUACCGACAAACCGCUUUCCUCUGUCUCUCCUGCCAGGAGUCCAUGAGUGAGAGUCUGCGGACCUGCUACCUGUACUUGAACCAAACCAGCCGGAGCUUUGCAGCUGUGAUUCAGGCGCUGGACGGAGAGUUGAGACAUGCAGUUUGCAUUUUCUACCUGGUUCUGCGUGCGCUGGACACGGUGGAGGAUGACAUGACUAUUCCUGUGGACAAGAAGGUGCCCAUGCUGAAUGACUUCCACACCUACCUGUACCAGGAUGAGUGGUGCUUCACCGAGAGCCAGGAGAAAGAUCGUCAGGUCCUGGAAGAUUUCCCCACGAUAUCACUGGAAUUCAGAAACCUUGCUCAGGAAUACAGGGACGUCAUCUCGGAUAUCUGCCACCAUAUGGGAGUGGGAAUGGCUGAAUUCCUUGAGAAGAAAGUGGGAUCUAUGAAGGAGUGGGACCAGUAUUGUCACUAUGUUGCUGGUCUGGUCGGCAUUGGCCUGUCUCGGCUGUUCUCCGCGUCUCAGCUGGAGGACCCUGAAGUGGGGCGGGACACUGAACUUGCAAACUCCAUGGGCCUGUUCCUCCAAAAGACUAACAUCAUCCGAGACUAUCUAGAAGACACACAAGAGGGGCGUGCCUUCUGGCCGCAAGAGGCUUGGAGCCAGUUUGCAGGCCGCCUCGAGGAUUUGGCAAAGCCUGAGAAGCUGGAGUCGGCUCUGUCCUGUCUCAACAUGCUGGUCACUGACGCUCUGCGGCACGUCCCGGAUGUUAUCGCUUACCUGUCCCGCCUGCGCAACCAGAGCGUCUUCAAUUUCUGUGCCAUUCCACAGGUGAUGGCAAUAGCUACACUGUCAACGUGCUACAACAACCCCAUGGUGUUUCAGGGAGUGGUGAAGAUCCGAAAGGGGCAGGCAGUCACCCUCAUGAUGGAAGCUACCAACAUGAGGGCUGUGCAAACAAUUAUCACCCAGUACAGCCAGGAGAUUUUACACAAGGUCUCCCUCGCUGACCCGUCUCGGGAAAAGACGCUGCACAUCCUGGCUGUAAUCCGUGAAAAGUCCGCUCUGUCGCAGUCCAGCCUCCGCUCCAGGACCCACCACCUGUCGCCCAUGUACCUGUCUGCUGCGAUGCUGCUCGCUGCCCUCAGCUGGCAGUACCUCAGCACUACUGCAGCACAGGCCCAGGGCACCAGUGACAUGCAGGGACCUUGAACUCCUUUAACCCCCCACCUUUCCUGGGCCUAUAUAUUAAAGAAGCUCCCGUGCCCACUCUGGAGCUCUGGUUUUCCUCUGAUUAGAGGAAUUUGCAGUUUUGCUGUGGCUGUUUCAGAACUGUGGACACAUUAAGCUAUGGUGGGGUUCUGGUAGCAGACUGGUGUCAUCAAAGGAUUUGAUCUGUGGAUAAAUUAUAAACACACAGUGGUGUGUGUGUGUGUGUGUUGGUAUAGUUGCCAUAAAUGGUACACAGCAACAGUCCAGGGUGUUUUUUUUUUUUUUUUUUUUUAAUUUUAAAUAUUUGUUCAGUUUAUUUGAAAUAUUGUUGGAUGAAUUGUAAUGAUUCAGCAUUUUCAAAUAUUUCAAAACACCAGUUAAAUUAGCACAUAUGAAGGUGGUCUGUACUUUGGUUUCUGUUCAGUUUUCUUUUAGUCCUUUUCUCACAUCAAAUCAAACUAACUUCAUGUUCCACUCAUGGUUCCAUAGCAGAAACACUAAAAAGUUUCAGUGGUGCAUUUUAAAGCUUUGACAGCUUCCAGUCACAGAACUUUUUCACUCCUUUUCUGUGUGUUUCAUUUUGUUUUUAAAUAUAAGGGAAAAAAAACAAUUUUAUGCAAUACCAGGGUAGUUUGCUCACAGAUGGAACUGUUUAAAUAAAUAAAGGAGAACGCAGAUUAUUGAACAGAUGUAUUUUCAGGUCUUUUUAGCAUCAGCCAAAAUAAAAACAAUGCAUACUGAGACUUAGGUAAGUGUCCUUAACACUGCUUUGGUGAGUAGAAAGGCUAGCGCAGGGUAACCUUGUACAGAACCAAAGGAGAGCUACAAACAUUGCUAUGUAAUGUGACAUUUUGAUUUGUACAUAUUUGAAGAAAUAAAGAGCAUUAUCCAGCCUGUGAUGAUCA